This is a messenger RNA of Cynara cardunculus var. scolymus (artichoke), 3462 nucleotides long. Its product is annotated as LRR receptor-like serine/threonine-protein kinase RPK2. The record is from RefSeq and is a predicted model, not a curated record. The coding region runs from base 216 to 3398 and encodes 1060 amino acids. Gene Ontology annotation, biological process: protein phosphorylation. The transcript has a single exon. NCBI's taxonomy places the organism in Eukaryota, Viridiplantae, Streptophyta, Magnoliopsida, Asterales, Asteraceae. Gene Ontology annotation, molecular function: ATP binding; protein kinase activity; protein binding.
UGCACCCAAAUCAGGAAAUUCUCUCUGUUUUCGGUUCUGGGAUUUUGAUACAACAAAUCAAACUAUCAAACCCAUGAAUCUUUCUCCUUAAUUUCACUGAAAUUGAAAUCUUCAUGAACUUUCUUUAAAUUUCUUGUAUCCGAAUCAGGAAACCCCUCUGUUUUUGCUUCUGGGGUUUUGAUUUUCUUGAUCUUUAUCAACACAAGGAAAAAGAAAUGUUGGGUGUAUCUGCAAUGGGAGGACUGGUUCUCAUCUCGUUGUCACUCUGUUUGAUUUCUGGAGAAGCUGUUGACCUUUCAGAGAAGAGUCAACUUCUGGAGUUAAAGAACGCCAUUGUUGACCCUCACAACCUGCUCUCAACCUGGAAAUCCACAAACCCAAAUCACUGUUCUUGGUUCGGAAUCACGUGCAACUUACAUGGCAGGGUUUCUGAAUUGAGGCUGCCAGGAGGUAAUUUUGCUAAAUCUGGUUCUUGUUUCAGUAGCAAGUAUUCUGAUCUUGCAUUGCAUGGUUUUGGGAUUGUUAGGGAUUGUUCUUCGUUCAAGAAAGGGAAAUCUUUGGGUGGGAAAUUGUCGAAUGUAAUUGGGAAAUUUUCAGAACUUAUGGUUCUUUCACUUCCAUUUAAUCAAAUUGGGGGUGAAUUGCCUACUGGGAUUUGGGGGUUAAAGAAUCUUGAAGUAAUUGACGUUGAAGGGAAUUCGAUGACUGCAAAUUUAUCUAUGAUUGAUUUCACCCAUUUGAAGAAUUUGAAAGUUCUUAAUCUAGGGUUCAAUAGAUUAUUUGGGGAAAUCCCUAAUUCACUUUCAGACUGCCAAGAUUUAAGCGUCUUGAAUCUUGCUGGAAACCGAAUCGAAGGGAUUGUUCCUGCUUUUCUUGGUAAUUUUGUGAAAUUAAAAGGUAUCAAUCUGUCGUUAAAUCGAUUUAUGGGAUCAUUAAUGGAUGGAUUUUGGAGUAAUUGUCAUGUUCUUGAGCAUGUUGAUCUUUCCAGCAAUUUCUUGAAUGGUAAGAUCCCGAAAAGCUUCGGAAACUGCAGCAAGUUGAGAACAAUGUUGCUCUUUUCAAAUAGUUUUUCAGGUAAUCUUCCUUUCGAGCUUGGAAACCUUCGAAUGCUCGAGAUUCUAGAUGUUUCUAGAAACAACCUAGGCGGCAUCAUCCCCACGAGCAUCGGGAACUGUUUGAAUUUAUCGAUUCUUGUUUUAUCAACCGACUUCAGUGAUCAUCAUCGAGACGGUUCGAUCAAAGAUGGUAACUUUUUUGAAAGCUCAGUUCCUCUGCAAGUCGCGAUGCUACCAAAUUUGAAGCUAAUUUGGGCACCAAAUGCAAAUCUUGAUGGCGAGUUUCCAAGGAACUGGGGUGAUUGUCAAGCUUUAAGAAUGGUGAAUCUUGCUGGUAAUCAUUUGAAAGGAGAAAUCUCAGGUGUUUUUGAGAAUUGCCCAAAUCUGCGUUUUCUGAAUGUGAGCUCUAAUAGGAUCAGUGGAGUUCUUGAUGAAAAACUUCAUCUUGGAAGUAUGACAAUGUUUGAUGUUAGCAGAAAUCUCAUGUUUGGAUCCAUUCCCGAAUUCACGAUCGCCCCUUUUUGUGGUUUGAACUCUCUGCAUCGAUUUGAUCAUGAAACUGUGUAUCUAUCCUAUUUUGCUCAUAAAUCUCGGCUAGAAAACCAUCUUCCGUUUUCCCGAUUUACGCGUGCCAUGAUCCAUGAUUUUAGUGACAAUAAUUUCACAGGCUCAAUCCCACUGUUUCCUAUGAUAUCUGAAUUCACAUCACUCGGUAGAACAGGGAUUGAUUAUGCAUUCCUAGCCGGUGGAAACAUGCUUUCUGGGGGUUUAUUUCACGGAAAUCUGUCAAAAAUCUGCAACAAUUUGAACGGGCUUUUCAUAAAUGUGAGCAACAACAUCAUAUCGGGUGAAAUUCCGACGAAUGUUGGUGUAAAUUGGAAAUGUCUCAAGUUCUUGGAUGCAUCGAAGAACCAGAUUUCUGGUCAGAUUCCUGUGAGUCUUGUUAAUCUUAGAAACCUAACGGUUCUUCUUCUCAACAACAACCAGUUAUCUGGGGAAGUACCUUUGGGUCGUUUGGAUUUGAAAUCCGGUUUUAAGUUCAACUUCUCGUUCAAUAACUUAUCAGGAUCGAUAGCCAUGGAUCGUGAUGCAAUAAACUGUAACCGCUUGAUCGGUAACCCGUUACUUCGUCGUUGCCAAUUUGUUAGUUUGUCAUCUGUGCCAACACAAGAACCAUGGGCCGUGGGUCUCGAGUCACUAAACAGUACGGUUUCAUCGAAUUCUAAUGGAGGGAAAAAGGGUAUGAGUUCUUUUGAGCUCGUAUUGAUUAUAGUUCCAUCAGUUAUCGUCAUCAUUCUCAUUGCGCUCAUUAUCGUGUAUCUUUACCUGAGGAAGCGGAAACCAAACUCGGCGGUUUCUGGAAGCUCGGCGGCUGCCGGAAUGUCAUCCCGCCCCCCGCCGCCUCCUCGGUCUUCUGGUCAACCGGAACCACUGGUGGUUUUCAAGGAGAUAGGGGUAGAAUUGACAUUAGACAGUGUCGUUCAAGCCACCGGCAACUUUACCUCAAGAAACUGUAUCGGGAGUGGCGGUUUCGGAUCGACUUACCGGGCCGAAAUCUCUCCGGGAACCACUGUUGCCGUAAAGAGGCUCACAAUUGAAAUGUGCCAAGGGCUUCCGCAAUUCAAUGCGGAAAUCCGGAGUCUUGGAAGGAUCCGACAUCCGAACCUUGUAACGUUGAUCGGGUAUUACGCUAGUUCGUCGGAAAUGUUUCUUGUUUACAACUAUCUCGCCGGUGGUAACUUAGAAAAGUUUAUUCUAGAAAGAUCCAUUCGGGUUAUCGGAUUCAAGAUUCUUCACAAAAUUGCCCUAGAUGUCGCCAACGCCCUUUAUUUCCUUCACGAUCAAUGUAAGCCUCGGAUCCUCCAUCGAGACGUUAAGCCGAGCAACAUCCUGUUAGACGAAGAUUUCAACGCUUACUUGUCGGAUUUCGGGUUAGCUCGUCUUCUGGACGAUUUCGAGACUCACGUGACCACCGGUGUCGCCGGAACGUUCGGCUAUGUGGCGCCGGAAUACGCAUUGACGUGUCACGCCUCCGAGAAGGCGGAUGUGUACAGCUACGGAGUAAUGCUUCUCGAGCUAAUUUCCGACAAAAGAGCUUUGGAUUCGUCGUUUUCAAGUCAGGAGAACGGUUACACCAUCGUGUCGUGGGCGGUAAUGCUCCGGCAAGAGGGGCGGGCGCAGGAGGUUUUUGCGGCCGGAUUAUGGGAGGCGGGUGCGGAGGAUAUUCUUGUGGAGUUGCUGCAUCUGGGGCUGCAGUGCACGGCGGAGUCGGUCGCCAUGAGACCAACCAUGAGGCAAGUUGUUAGGAAACUGAAGCAAAUUCAACCUGCUUCCGAGUGUUGACUUUCGUUGACUAGCGAUUUCUGUAAUUAUCUUGAAUUUUGGCAUGCGAAGUCAACUAUGAAUC